AACGGUGCAGAGAGUGCUUGUUUUGUGAUUCUGGUGGGGUUUGCUGGUACACCGCUCGAGUUUUCUACUUUAUUUUCCUUUAACUUGAUGGUAGUUGGAGUUUUUAUAAAUAUACCCUUCCAUGGCCUCUUUCGAUCGGGAAUCAACUCAUAAAGCAGGUGAAGACAGUGAUGGUGGGGAAGGCGAAGAGGACGAGAUUGUCAAGGGAGGUGGUUAUGAAGAUGAAGAUCAAUCCAUGAUGGAUUCAGAUGGCGUUGAAAAAGAUGACGACGAUGACUUUGACCCAGAGACUGGUGGAGGGAAAAAGAAGAAAAAAUCUAAAAAGCACAAGUCCCGUAAUGAAGAUAAGAAGAGCAAAAAGAAGAAAAAGAAAAAGAAAGUUGAAAGUGCUGAACCCAGUGAGGCAGAAGAAGAACAGCCUGUGGAUGAACCGGUUUCAAAAAAGAAACCAAAAGCUUCAAAGGCAGCCUCUGCUCAAAAUGUAGUGGCUACAGACAUGCCAAGUGUUGAAGAAGUCUGCUCAAACUUUGGGCUUCAAGACGUGGAGAUUGAUUAUGAAAGUCCAGAAUUUCAAAAUCUUAACAAUUGCAAACUUUUCCAGCAGCAUGUUCGACCAUUGAUCCAGAAAGAAAACCCAAAGGUCCCCAUGUCAAAGCUCAUGAUGCUUGUCUCGGCCAAGUGGAGAGAAUUUUCUGCUACUCUCCCUGCAGGUAAUGAUACACCUCCAGAAGAAGAAGCUGUUGAAGCUAGCACGAGUCGGCCAUUGCGUAGCUCACGCAGUGCGGCAUCGGGCCGAGAAGAGCCUGAACUUCCCGAAGAUGAUGAAGAUGAAGACGAUGAAUUUGCCGAGAAAGGACGCAAAAAGCGCAGUAGAAAGCCAACUAAAGGCGGAAACGUGGUUGCAGGGAAAAAAGGAAAAGUUCCAACUAUAAAAAUUAAACUGGGCAAACGUAAGAGAACUAGCUCAGAUGACUUCAGUGCUGAUGAAAAGGAUUCUGAUGCAGAAUUCGAACAAAUGCUUAAAGAAGCUGAAGAGGCUUCCAAAGUUGUGGAAGAAUCUAAAGGCCAAGUAGCCGCCGUUCCUCGUAAAAAGGCAAAAACGAAAAUCGGUGACAAAAACAAGAAAAAGAAAAAGACUCGUACUACUGCUAAAUUUCCAUCUGAAGAGGGUGACGGGUAUGAAACCGAUCAUCAAGAUUACUGUGAAGUUUGUCAGCAAGGGGGAGAAAUCAUCUUGUGUGAUACCUGUCCAAGAGCUUACCAUUUGGUUUGUUUUGAUCCAGAGUUGGAAGAAGCUCCAGAGGGAAGAUGGUCGUGCCCGCAUUGUGAAGGAGAAGGAAUCACGGCUAGUACCGUCACCGAGAAAGCUGGCAGGAAUGCAGCAGAUGAUGAUGAACAUAGUGAAUUCUGUCGUGUGUGUAAAGAUGGGGGUGAGUUGCUGUGUUGCGACUCAUGCACGUCUGCCUACCACACGUUUUGCCUGAAUCCCCCGUUAUCCGAAAUUCCGGAUGGUGAUUGGAAGUGCCCCCGUUGUUCUGCAAAACCCUUACCAUACAAGGUGAGCAAGAUUCUUACAUGGCGCUGGGUUGAGACUAAGGAAGAACCUGCCAAGGAUAAAGUAGAAACAGCUGAAGCUACCCCUCGCAAGACACCGCCACGUCUACGAGAAUUUUUCGUCAAAUGGCACGAAAAAUCGUAUUGGCAUUGUUCAUGGAUUUCUGAGUUACAAUUAGAGGUCUUCCAUGGAGCCAUGUAUCGAUAUUACAUAAGAAAAGUUGAUAUGGAAGAACCACCAAAGUUAGAUUGUGAAGAAGUGGAUCUUGACGAAGCUCUCGAAGCUGAAGAAGAAGCUGCCGCCCAGAAAGUAAGAAAGGGAAAAGAGAAAGAGAAAGAAAAGGAAAAGGGUGAAGGAGAAAAAGAAGCAGUUAACUCGUCUCGCAAAUGGCAGAAGAAACGAAUUGAAGGUUUUGAAGAAAUGGACUUGGAAAAUCGUUUUUACCGUUAUGGAAUUCGACCGGAAUGGCUGGUUGUCCAUCGCGUUAUUAAUCACCGUACUCUGCGUGACAAUCGCACACAAUAUCUUGUUAAAUGGAGAGAAUUGAAUUACGAUAUGGCUUCCUGGGAAGAGGAAGGCCCAGAAGUGGAAAUACCUGGACUUAAACGAGGGAUUGAAGAGUAUUUCGAUCUUCGAGUUGCUUGCGGAGUAGACACACCAGCAAAGAAAAAGAGCAAGGGAAAAUCACACAAAAAGGGCAAAUCAAAGGAGGCAGCCGUUGAGGAAGAGCGUGAAACACCUCGUCGCUAUAAUCCACCACCUGAGAAGCCAAGUAGUAAUCUAAGUCGGAAAUGGGAACGACAGCCUGAUUAUAUUGAUGCGUCGGGUAUGGCAUUACAUCCUUAUCAAAUGGAAGGCUUGAACUGGUUGCGCUACUCGUGGGGCCAAGGCACUGAUACUAUUCUGGCCGAUGAAAUGGGUCUGGGGAAAACUAUUCAAACCAUCACUUUCCUUUAUUCUUUGUACAAGGAAGGACACUGCCGUGGACCGUUUUUGGUGGCAGUACCUUUGUCAACCAUCAUCAACUGGGAACGAGAAUUUGAAACAUGGGCUCCCGACUUUUACGUUGUAACUUAUGUCGGAGACAAAGACUCUCGCGUGGUCAUUCGCGAACAUGAACUUUCCUUUGAAGAAGGCGCCGUCCGGGGAGGCAAUAAAGCUUGCAAAAUCCGCACUAGUUCGGUCAAGUUCCAUGUUCUUUUAACCAGCUAUGAAUUGGUGUCGAUUGAUGCGGCUCUCUUAAACUCACUUGAAUGGGCGGUUUUAGUCGUCGAUGAAGCUCAUCGUUUAAAGAACAAUCAGUCCAAGUUUUUCCGCAUCCUUAACAGCUAUAACCUUCGCUACAAACUUCUUCUGACGGGAACGCCAUUGCAAAACAAUUUGGAGGAAUUGUUUCAUUUGCUCAACUUUCUUUGUCCAGAUAAAUUCAAUGAUUUGUUGGCCUUCACGAACGAGUUUGCCGACUUGGCGAAGGAAGAGCAAGUUAAACGACUGCACGAUAUGUUAGGUCCGCACAUGUUGCGUCGUCUGAAGGCUGACGUGUUGAAAAAUAUGCCAACGAAAUCUGAAUUCAUCGUUCGAGUUGAAUUGUCGCCGAUGCAGAAGAAGUACUACAAAUACGUUCUGACACGUAACUUUGAAGCUCUAAAUUCCCGAACGGGCGGCCAACAAGUGUCUUUGCUCAACAUUAUGAUGGAUUUGAAGAAGUGCUGCAACCAUCCGUACCUUUUCCCAGUUGCAUCCCAAGAAGCUCCCUGUUUACAAAAUGGCAUGUAUGAGACUACUGCGUUAGUCAAAGCGUCUGGAAAGCUCGUCCUACUGUCAAAAAUGCUUCGUGUUCUAAAAGAACAAGGACAUCGUGUCCUGAUCUUCUCUCAAAUGACUAAAAUGUUGGACAUUUUAGAAGACUUCUUAGAGGGAGAGCAGUACAAAUACGAGCGCAUUGAUGGUGGUAUCACUGGUACCUUACGCCAGGAUGCCAUCGAUCGCUUCAAUGCGCCAGGAGCUCCCCAGUUUGUCUUUUUACUGUCUACCCGAGCAGGUGGCUUGGGUAUCAACUUGGCAACGGCAGAUACUGUCGUAAUCUAUGAUUCAGACUGGAAUCCUCAUAACGAUAUCCAGGCCUUUUCUCGAGCUCAUCGUAUUGGACAAGCUAACAAGGUCAUGAUUUACCGAUUUGUAACACGAAACUCGGUAGAAGAAAGGGUAACUCAGGUAGCAAAAAAAAAGAUGAUGUUGACGCAUUUGGUUGUCCGUCCUGGAAUGGGAGCCAAGGGAACUUUUUCUAAACAAGAACUUGACGAUAUCCUACGAUUUGGUACGGAAGAGCUUUUUAAGGAAGAAGAAGGCAAAGAAGACGAAGCCAUCCAUUAUGACGAUGAGGCUAUCAAUCAGCUGGUCGAUCGCUCUAAUGAGGGCAUAGAGCAAAAAGAGAGCUGGGCCAACGAUUACUUGUCCUCUUUCAAGGUAGCAUCUUAUGUCACGAAAGAAGGUGAUGAUGAAGAGGAGCAGGAUACGGAGAUUAUCAAACAAGAAGCAGAAAAUACCGAUCCUGCCUACUGGGAGAAACUUCUUCGUCACCACUACGAACAACAGCAAGAGGAUUUGGCAAGAUCUUUGGGUAAAGGAAAACGUGUCCGAAAACAGGUCAACUACAAUGACGGUGUCGAGGGACGGGACGAUACUUCGUGGCAAGAAAAUGUGUCGGACUACAACUCGGAUUUUUCAGGGGCAUCCGAUGAUGAUAAAGAAGAUGACGAUUUUGACGAUCGGGGAGAUGAACCUGGUCGUGGUCGUCGGCGCAAGGGCACCGAACGUCGUGAUGAGAAAGAUCGUCCUUUGCCACCUCUCCUAGCCAGAGUUGGUGGUAACAUGGAGGUACUAGGGUUCAACGCUCGUCAGCGCAAGGCUUUCUUGAAUGCGGUCAUGCGUUACGGAAUGCCUCCGCAAGAUGCCUUCAACACACAAUGGUUGGUGCGGGAUUUGCGAGGCAAAUCUGAACGUAAUUUCAAGGCGUAUGUUUCACUCUUUAUGCGCCAUCUUUGUGAGCCUGGUGCUGAUAAUGCGGAAACCUUCGCCGACGGAGUACCACGAGAGGGUCUAAACCGUCAACAUGUUUUAACUCGAAUUGGUGUCAUGUCGCUGAUUCGUAAGAAAGUGCAUGAAUUCGAACACAUAAACGGCUUUUAUAGCAUGCCAGAAGUCGCGGCUCGGGCCGCCGAGCUGGUGGCUGCCAAGGAUAAAGCCAUAGAGGAUAAAAUGACAACGUCUCAUGCCCCAUCAGGCGAAAGUAGUUCUGCUACGCCAGCCGUUUCAGCACCAUCAACAGCGUGCCCAUCUCCCACAACUAUAGCCACAAAUGAAGAAACCAAGAAAAAGGAUGGGGAAGGCAAAACAGAUCCAGAUGACAAAAAAGAAACAGAUUUUAAAAAAGAAAGCGAAGAAAAAUCAAAUCAUGUUACCGAAAGGGAAAAGAAAGAGGAUGAGGCGCCAAAGUCUGAACAGACUGAGUCCAUGGAAAUCGAUGAUGAAAAUUCAAAGACCAUUAAAGUAGAAGACGAAAGCAAAAAGGAUAGCAAAACUGAAGAAAAGAUUAAGAAAGAACCCAAAAUGGAAGAAAAAGCUGAAUCACCCGAGGUGGAGAUCGAAAAGGUAGUGGUUGUUAAAGAAGAGAAGUCGGCGGAAGAGAAGGCAAAGGAACGGGAGCUUGCCAAAGAAGAGCGGAGCAAACGCAAAUUCAUGUUCAACAUUGCAGAUGGAGGCUUCACCGAAUUACACACCUUAUGGCAGAAUGAAGAGAAAGCAGCCGUUCCGGGCAGGGAAUACGAGAUUUGGCACCGACGCCAUGACUAUUGGCUUUUGGCCGGUAUUGUUACACAUGGUUAUGGAAGAUGGCAAGAUAUACAAAACGAUGUCCGUUAUGCGAUCAUUAACGAACCAUUCAAGAUGGACGUCGGUAAAGGCAAUUUCUUGGAAAUAAAAAAUAAAUUUCUGGCACGUCGCUUCAAGUUGUUAGAGCAGGCAUUGGUCAUUGAAGAGCAACUCCGAAGAGCCGCGUACCUCAAUCUGACGCAAGAUUCGACUCACCCUGCCAUGGCACUUAAUGCCCGCUUCGCUGAAGUAGAAUGUCUGGCUGAAUCCCAUCAACACCUGUCCAAGGAAAGUCUUGCAGGAAACAAACCAGCGAAUGCGGUACUGCAUAAGGUUCUCAAUCAACUGGAAGAGCUUCUUUCGGACAUGAAAUCCGAUGUCUCUCGUCUCCCUGCCACUUUGGCGAGAAUCCCUCCUGUGGCACAGCGCCUUCAGAUGUCUGAACGGUCCAUUUUGUCUCGUCUGGCUACCUCUGCAAGCCAACAAGCCGCCCAACAGCAAGCCCAAGCUGCUUUUGGUAACCACUUCCCACCGGGCUUGACCGGCGGCCAGAUACCUUUCACAGGGCUUAACCUGGCCAAUUUCCGGCCACAGUUCACGCUCCCUGGCCAGACUUCCACAUCAAAUUUGGCCAUGACCGCUGCAGCGGCGGCUGCUGCAGCUGCUGCAGCAGCUGGAGUCCCCCAGGCAGCAUUCCCUGGAACUUCUCCUCCUGGUUCUGAUAGCAAAUAGAUGUUUCUUUAAUGGCUUUUUUUUUAAAUAGUAUAUCUUGCAUAACUCACACUCACCCUUAAUCUUCCAUUUUUAUUUCCCCUCAAAGGAGUUGAUUGGCUGCUCAAAACAUUCCUGCCCUCUACCCUGACGAUUGUGCUGUCUUUUUCUGCUGAAUACCCCGCCCUCUUCCCUCUUCUCCCACCAACGUUUUUUUGAUUUGACUCUCGUAAUCGCUGCUUCUUUCACUGUAUUUAUGACUUUAAUUCUUUUCACUACAUUUUUCCCCAAUUUUGCCAUUGUGUCCGGAUUCAUUCAAACCAUGUUCUCUGUUUUACAUGAUUGUUCCAUUUGUGUUGGCAAAGCGUUGACUUCCUUAAAUGAUAACCUUCAUAUCUGCGGAUCGUAAGAAUAAAACUAAUGAAUCUUCAA
Messenger RNA from Daphnia magna, 6568 nucleotides. It is a transcript of the gene Mi-2, whose product is annotated as chromodomain-helicase-DNA-binding protein Mi-2 homolog. The record is from RefSeq and is a predicted model, not a curated record. Lineage: Eukaryota; Metazoa; Arthropoda; Branchiopoda; Diplostraca; Daphniidae. The coding region runs from base 122 to 6157 and encodes 2011 amino acids. Gene Ontology annotation, cellular component: chromatin; nucleus. Gene Ontology annotation, molecular function: ATP-dependent chromatin remodeler activity; chromatin binding; ATP binding. The transcript is spliced from 10 exons. Gene Ontology annotation, biological process: negative regulation of transcription by RNA polymerase II; chromatin remodeling.